AUGAAGAGCGCUCCUUCGGCCUGUUCCGGCGCUGCUCGGCAAUCUUCGCCUCUUUGUUGUGCGGACGGAGGAUUUACGGUGACUGCGGCCCGGUACCGAGAGCAGGUCAGUACUGCCGCGGGCUGUGGGGGACUGCGGGGUGCUCUGGGGGGGGGGGGCUCUGAUGUGCUGUCGUCCUCGUGUUCGGGGCCUGGCUCUGUCACGGCUCCUCCGUGGGGCUGUGUGGGCAUGGCGGCUCCGGCUCCAGGCCUCCAGUCCCGGUGCACACGGGGACACUAUAGGAGGACAGUGUGCACGACCGGGGGCAGUGGAACGGCCCCCGGUUCUGGUUGGGUCCCUGUGGGUGGAGAGCUGCGGCUGGGACACGCGCGUUUGAGAUCCGUGCGUCUGCCAUCCGAGACACGCGUUAAAGAGACAACUAUGAUUAAAGUUCUGUGA
Knipowitschia caucasica is the source of this 438-nucleotide messenger RNA. Lineage: Eukaryota; Metazoa; Chordata; Actinopteri; Gobiiformes; Gobiidae. The record is from the annotation of a GenBank genome assembly.